UUUUUUUCUACCUCGCCGGCCGGAGUAGUUACAAGGGAUGGAUUUCUCUACCAUAGCGAAGAGGACUAGGUCUAGAGAUCCUGAGUAUUAUAGAUGGCUGCAUGAGAAACUUAGGAAUGAGAGAGACAGAAAUAGUGCUAAUGGUGAUGGACAGGCUUCUUCUAGUGAAGCUAGGAGUGGGAAUUCAGCCGGUCAAAGUCUAGGUGGUGGUAGGAGCUCAACUGAUCCUAGUAGAGGUGGUGGUGGGAGGUCUACUGGUCCUAGUACUAGUCAUAAUGUUCUUGAUUAUGAAGAUGAAGAAGAGGAACAAAGGAUGCUGAAGAAACAGAGACCUAUUAUUAGCAACAAAAUGACACAGAAAAAGAAAGGUAGACAAAGAAAAGAAGCAGAGAGAACAAUCAGGGAAUUGGAGAGAGCGACACAAGAAGCAGAGAGGAAGAAAGAAGAAGAAGAAGAGGCACAUAAAAAGAUUCUUGAAUGGAGACCAAUGAGAGAAGCAAUAUCAAUGAAAGCGGAUGCUUCUGAUCCGAAGGGGAAAGCCAAGAUGAACUUUGAAGGAUCAUGCAAUACCAAAGACAAGAUUAUGGUUCAUAUCGAUGAUGAAGAGACUGAACCAGAUGCUUCGAGUGAAGAUUAUGACAUUGAUAUUAUUGCUCUUUCUAAACAACAGAAGGCUAAGGCUAAGGUUAAGGUUGAAGCUAAAGAGGAAAGAAUACUUAUUACUGAUUUGAAACAGGAGGUGGAGGAGACGGUUGCCGCUCAGAGAAGCUCUAAGAAAAAUAUAAUUACUGAACCAGCACAUCAAGCUCUUGAUGAUGACUCUGAUGACAAUAUUGCAUUUUCAGAAAACCAGAAUGCCAGUGCUGAUGUUGAAGUGGAAGAGCAAGAAACUUUUGUUGGCUUGGAGGAUGUAGUGGAGGUGGAGUUGAAAAGCUCCAACAGUAACAUAGUUGGUGAAUCGGCACAUCAAGCUUACGGUCAUGAUUCUGAGGAUGGUUUUGCGCUUCCAAUAAAACAAAAUUCUAGCGUUGAUAUUGAAGUUCAGGUGAGAAGAAGUUCAGUUGAUCUGGAGGAGGUGCACAUUGUGGCUGAAAAACCUUCCACGACAAAAAGAGUUGGAGUUAAAGAGGAAAGAAUAUAUAUUAUUGAUUUGGAGCAGGAGGUGGAGGAGACGGUUGCUGCUGAGAAAAGCAUAGUUAUUGAACCAACACAUCAAGCUCUGGGUGAUGAUUCUGACGACGGUAUUGCAUUUUCAGAAAACCAGAAUGCCAGUGCUGUUGAUGAGCAAAGAACUUUUGUUAGCUUGGAGAAUGUAGUGGAGGUGGAGUCGAUUACGGCCAAGAAAAGCUCCAGCAGUGAUAUAGUUGGUGAAUCGGCACACUAGAAGAUAGCAAAUAGUGUCUCUCUCUCGAGUCUACAUAUUUUGAAUUGGUCCAAAAGUUUUUUUUUCUUUUCGAAACUUUCUUGUUACAUGCAAGUUAACAACUUUCAGAAAAAUAGUGCAGGUAUAGACGCUCUAGUGGAGACAUGCAAGACGAGGAUUAAUGACUUGUUAUUUCUGUGUUAAAAGGUUAGGAAGGGUAUAACUCUCAGAUUUAAAAGCAA
Papaver somniferum (opium poppy) is the source of this 1605-nucleotide messenger RNA. RefSeq names its product DEAD-box ATP-dependent RNA helicase 42-like. The coding region runs from base 38 to 1384 and encodes 448 amino acids. NCBI's taxonomy places the organism in Eukaryota, Viridiplantae, Streptophyta, Magnoliopsida, Ranunculales, Papaveraceae. The record is from RefSeq and is a predicted model, not a curated record. The transcript has 2 exons.